Molecule: messenger RNA, 954 nt
Organism: Papaver somniferum (opium poppy)
Lineage: Eukaryota; Viridiplantae; Streptophyta; Magnoliopsida; Ranunculales; Papaveraceae
Exons: 3
Coding region: 1-954 (317 amino acids)
Biological process (GO): DNA integration
Molecular function (GO): nucleic acid binding
Source: RefSeq, a predicted model, not a curated record
AUGAAGAAAUUAAAAGCUCUUCUCACAACUUCCCCUAUAGUCAGACCACCCGACUGGACCUUACCAUUUGAAAUUAUGUGUGAUGCGUCUGACUAUGUUGUAGGAGCUAUUUUAGGACAAAGAGAAGACAAACUCCCUUAUGUGAUCUACUAUGCUAGUAAAACACUUAAUGAUGCUCAACUAAAUCAUUCAACAACUGAGAAAGAAUUACUAGUUAUUGUGUUUGCUUUGGAUAAGUUUAGAUCAUACUUGAUAGGUAUGUUAUACAUUCUUGUUGAUGUUGAUUAUGUCUCUCAGUGGGUAGAAUCCAUUGCCUCCAAAACAAAUGACCAUAAAGUAGUUCUUUCUUUUCUUAAAGAAAACAUUUUCUCUCGUUUUGGAACACCUAAAGCAAUAAUUAGUGAUGGUGGUACUCAUUUUUUCAAUAGACCUUUUGAAUCACUUAUGCUCAAAACUGCGUACAGAACUCCUAUUGGCAUGUUUCCUUAUAGACUUGUGUAUGGUAAAGCAUGUCAUCUACCUGUAGAGCUAGAACAUCGUGCUUAUUGGGCGGUUAAGAAAUUGAACUUUGAUCUUGAUAAAGCUGGCACCCAAAGGAAACUUCAACUCAAUGAGUUAGAAGAACUAAGAGAUAAUGCAUAUGAUAGUGCCAAAAUGUACAAAAAUAGAAUGAAAGUGUUUCAUGACAAGAGCAUUCUGCGCAAGUCUUUCACACCGGGUCAAAAAGCAUUAUUGUACAACACUCGUUUGCAUUUUUUUCCAGGAAAGUUACGUUCUCGAUGGUCAGGUCCAUUCGUGGUACGUACCGUUUUUCCUCAUGGAGUUGUUGAAAUUGAAAAUACAAUAUACAAGAACAUCUUCAAGGUCAAUGGUCAGAGACUAAAACCAUUUCUGGAGCCACUUCCACCAAAAGUUGAGACCUUGGACUUGGAAGACCCUGUUUAUGUGGACUAA